This is a messenger RNA of Rhinopithecus roxellana (golden snub-nosed monkey), 2742 nucleotides long. RefSeq names its product actin binding Rho activating protein (gene ABRA). The transcript has 2 exons. Gene Ontology annotation, molecular function: actin binding. Gene Ontology annotation, biological process: positive regulation of transcription by RNA polymerase II; positive regulation of Rho protein signal transduction. Bases 52 to 1197 code for a protein of 381 amino acids. NCBI's taxonomy places the organism in Eukaryota, Metazoa, Chordata, Mammalia, Primates, Cercopithecidae. The record is from RefSeq and is a predicted model, not a curated record. Gene Ontology annotation, cellular component: sarcomere.
UCAUUUUAGCCAGUGCCCAGGCUAUCAGCAGAAAAAAGACAGGUGGGCAGCAUGGCUCCAGGCGAAAAGGAAAGGGAGGAGGGCCCAGCCAAGAGAGCCCUCCGGAAGAUACGCACAGCCACCCUGGUCAUCAACUUGGCCCGAGGUUGGCAGCAGUGGGCGAAUGAGAACAGCAUCAGGCAGGCCCGGGAGCCUACAGGCUGGCUGCCGGGAGGGACCCAGGACUCACCCCAAGCUCCUAAACCAAUCACACCCCCUACUUCACACCAGAAAGCUCAGAGUGCCCCAAAGUUGCCACCCCGAACGCCAGAAGGACAUGGAGAUGGACAAAGCUCAGAGAAAGCUCCUGAGGUUUCUCACAUCAAAAAGAAAGAGGUGACCAAAACGGUGGUCAGCAAGGCUUAUGAGAGAGGAGGGGAUGUGAGCCACCUCAGCCACAGGUACGAGAGGGAUGUUGGUGUGCCUGAACCUGGGCAGCCAGAGGAUGACAUUGACAGAAUCCUCCACAGCCACGGCUCCCCAACGCGGAGGAGAAAAUGUGCCAACCUGGUGUCUGAGCUCACCAAGGGCUGGAGAGUGGUGGAGCAGGAGGAGCCCACGUGGAGGAGUGACAGCGUAGACACAGAGGACAGUGGCUACGGAGGAGAGGCCGAGGAGAGGCCCGAGCAGGAUGGAGUGCAGGUGGCUGUGGCCAGGAUCAAGCGCCCCUUGCCCUCCCAGGUAAACAGAUUUACAGAGAAACUCAACUGCAAAGCCCAACAGAAAUACAGCCAAGUGGGCAACUUGAAAGGGAGAUGGCAGCAGUGGGCUGAUGAACACAUACAAUCCCAGAAGCUCAAUCCUUUCAGUGAAGAGUUUGAUUACGAGCUGGCCAUGUCCACCCGCCUACACAAAGGAGAUGAGGGCUACGGCCGCCCCAAGGAAGGAACCAAAACAGCUGAAAGGGCCAAGCGUGCCGAGGAGCACAUCUACAGGGAAAUUAUGGACAUGUGCUUCAUCAUCCGCACAAUGGCUCGCCACAGACGCGACGGCAAGAUCCAGGUUACCUUUGGAGAUCUCUUUGACAGAUACGUUCGUAUUUCAGAUAAAGUAGUGGGUAUUCUCAUGCGUGCCAGGAAACAUGGACUGGUAGACUUUGAAGGAGAGAUGCUAUGGCAAGGCCGAGAUGACCAUGUUGUGAUUACGCUACUCAAAUGAACCUUCAAAAACAAAAGCCAAAUUUGGCCCACUAUUGUCUUAAUGCUAAAUGCUCAUGCAGGUAAAAUGAAAAUGCAAACUCUCUGUAAUAACUUAGUAAAUAUUAAACAAUUUUUACAUAAAUGACUUUCUGGCAUUCUAUUUCUACCUAGAAUGAGGAAGCUUGGAGAUUUUGAGAAAGCACAAAGCAUUUCAGAAAGCAUAUAAAAUGUAAAUAUAUAGAAAUAGUACUAAUAGUUGAAAUUCCACAGUGUUUUUGUUUUGAGACGGUUCUCUUUAUGUCACCAAAGCUAGUCUUUUAACUCCUCAAGUGAUCCUCUCACCUUAGCCUCCCAAGUAGCCGGGAUUAUAGGCAUGAGCCACAGCACGCAGCCACUUGUAUGUUUUAGGCAAAAUAUUUAGCUGUUCAUUGUAGAAACUACUACAGAUUUUUAAUUAAACAUUACAUCUAAGAAGAAUGCUGAGUUGAGAUAAAUAUCAGCAGAACAUAUAAUAAUGUGUCUUUAUUUGGAAAAAAGAAAAUACCAUUAAGUUUGGUAAAAUUAAACUUAAAAUUUUUUCAGAAGCUUGACUUUGUAUUAUUGUUUAUAUCAUAGCAUCACUCACAAAACAAACACAUAUAUAAAAAGUUGUCAAGAUGUUGCUGAAAUUGUGAAGUUCUCUAUGGGUUUGGAUUCUAACAGGUUUCCAGUAAGAGUUCACUUCCUCUUGUUUGAGCAAAUCACAUAAAAACAGAUACUUCCUGUCUUAGCACCAACAAAGGAAGGCACACCCACACUAAAAGUAGGGCAGAGGUGAGAGAUUCAGAUUGACUUGCCUUUGUAGGACUUCUUGGAGAAGUUUAUUGUUUCAUUACAUGUCAGCAUAUAAUGAGUCAAGCUGCUUGCAUUUAUAUCAAUACAAUGAUAUAUAUUUCUCCAACAAUGGAGAAAUACAGAAAACCUAUGAAGUGGAAUGUUCAGUAUUAGAAGAAUCCCAUAGAAUCAUUGGUGAAUUAAAAACAGAUUUGAGGCAGUUUAAUUUUCCUCAUACUGUAACAAAGAAAACUUUACAAAAUGUUUAAAAGUCAUAAAACUGCAAUAUUAGUUCUGCAAAAGUAAAAAAAUACAGUUAUUAUGAUGGCAAGGAGAAAAUCAUUUGACAUUAAUGUGCCUAUGUGAUCUUAAAAACAAAUGGAAUGGAAUGCGAGAUUGCACUUCUUACUGGAUUCAAUGAAAGUUACUAAAAUGCAUUGAUAGAUAGUAUAGCACUUUGGUGUUAAAUGUAAAAAUUAAUGUCAAAAUAUGAUACCUCAAAAUAAUAGGUAUUAGAUUGCUAUAAGAAUUAUAUUUGUUUUCAUGUAUGAGUCUCUUUCAAACUGAAGGUUCCGGUAUCUUCUUUAAGAAAGUAUGUAUAUUUUGUUUCCAUACCGUAUUUAUAGAGCUACCAAUUAAUGACCAAUAUUUCUAAGUAGGAUUUCAUAUAAGCAGCACACCUCUAUUACAAGUGAAACCUAUGCCAAAUGGUAAAGACAAAUAGCACAAGAAUAAAAGAUGUUUUCUUGUA